Molecule: messenger RNA, 11344 nt
Organism: Bemisia tabaci
Lineage: Eukaryota; Metazoa; Arthropoda; Insecta; Hemiptera; Aleyrodidae
Source: RefSeq, a predicted model, not a curated record
CAACAAGAGUUAUUAUCAGCCUUUGGCUUUUCUCCCACUUUUAUCUGAACAUGGGAUUUUACGGUGUUCGUUCUCAGUUUUUAAUUUUCCUGUUUAUUUUGUGACACAAUCGAACUGUUUAAUUCGUUUAGUCUUGCGAUUUUCUCAACAAUUCGCCAAGUGGCCCCCGUCAAUGACUAAUGACCCAAUUCUGUGCCUCUAUGGUUGCAGUCAUCAGCGACUGAACGUUUCACGCGGCGUCUGAAAACCACCUGUUGCAUUGUCAGUUUUUACGAAUACAAGUUAAAUGACACAAUAAUGGAUGUAGUAUUUAUAGACGAACGGGAGGAUGUGCAGAAGAAGACGUUCACGAAGUGGAUUAAUUCACAACUCGUCAAGUGCAACCAUUCCCCCAUUAAUGAUCUGUUCAAGGAUCUACAUGAUGGAUCUCGACUCUUGGCUCUCUUGGAAGUUCUCACUGGGAGACAGUUUAAACAAGAGAAGGGGCGGAUGCGAGUUCACCAUAUAAACAAUGUCAACAAGGCACUGCAAAUUCUACAACAGAAUAAUGUGAAAUUGGUAAAUAUAAGUAGUAAUGACAUUGUAGAUGGAAAUCCAAAAUUAACAUUAGGCCUAGUAUGGAGCAUCAUUCUGCAUUGGCAGGUGCAUUAUCACUUGAAAGAUUUAAUGUCAGAGCUUCAACAGACAAAUCUUGAAAAAACUCUCUUGGCUUGGUGUCGCUUGAAUUGUGCGGAUUAUACUGGGGUUGACAUUCGAAAUUUUACAACCAGUUGGUCUGAUGGGCUCGCUUUCAACGCUCUUUUACAUAAAUUCCGGCCAGAACUUUUUGAUUAUGACAGUAUCUCUCGAAAGUUGCCUCAUGCCAGACUAGAGCACGCUUUUCGAAUGGCUGAAAAGAAUUUGGGAAUAGACCGAUUAUUAGAUCCUGAAGAUGUAAAUACUUCCGUUCCUGACAAAAAGUCUAUAAUGACGUAUGUAAUGUGCUUAUUCCAAUCACUGCCACACGAGGGACUAGCUGAUGCAUCGAUAGACUUCACGCAAAGUCCUCUUGCCUCACCAGUAUCAGAAGUGCCGAGUGAAGGUAUCAUACCUGGUGCACUAAGAUCAAGACCUCUCAGUCUUGCAACUAAUGUCUCAGUGGAGCUCGGCGGUUAUCAAGUGGCUUUGGAAGAAGUAUUAACAUGGCUUCUAGAAGCAGAAGAUAAGUUGACUUCAUCAUCAGUCACUCCUGGAGAUUUGGACAAUGUCAAGCAGCAGUUUUAUGCCCAUGAAGAAUUUCUAUUGGAGUUAUCUGGCCAUCAAGAGGGCGUUGGCGCUGUACUCGAAGAAGGAGCUAGAAUGCUUUCUGAAGGUGGUCUUUCGCAAGAAGAAGAAGACGAAGUCCGUGUUCAAAUGAAACUCCUAAACUCUCGGUGGGAAGAAUUGCGAGUGAAUGCAAUGGAAAAACAGACUCGUAUCCACGAGAUUCUAAUGAAACAGCAACAGAAAGAACUUGAAAACUUGCGAGUUUGGCUCACAGGAACGGAGGAUAGGAUCUCCCGUUUGAGUGGAGACUGCGGGAUGGACUUGCCAGCGCUGCUGGAUGAAGUCUCUAGAUUGAAACAGGAUUUACAAAAUCAACAAAAAGUUGUUGAUGCAUUGGCGAAUUUAGUCGUUGUAGUCGAUGAGACAACAGGAGAUAGUGAUACUGCAUACAGUCACAUGGAAGACCAGCUGAGUGCGUUAGGCGAAAGAUGGGCGCAUGUUUGCCAAUGGGCUGAGGAAAAAGGUAACCGAUUAGGUUCACUCCUGACCCUGAGGGACAGGAUGCGUCGAGAAGCAAAAUGGCUCCAAGGUUGGAUGGAUGAAAAAGAGGUCGCUCUUAAGUUAAUGGAAGCCGAUCCUGUUGCAGAGAAGGGCGCAGUCCUUCAGAGAGUCAAACAAUUACAGAUUUUGAGGCAUCAGAUCAAUGCUCAACAAAAUCGACUCGCAAGACUUCAAGAAAUAGUGCAAGAAAUAGACGCUGAAGUGAAUUCAUCGGAGAGUGCUAAAGAAGCAAUUCAAAUUGAAACCCUUGCUGAUCGAUGGGAGGCCCUUGUUCAGAUCACGGAUGUCCAAGCUCAGAGAAUUGCCGAUUCAGGUUUGGAGUGCAAUUUGAGCUUAGAGUUAGCGAUAGUUCCUCGAGAAGAACCACCACCUUCACCAACAACUUCCAGUCCUAUGGUUGAUCAAAGGAAACGGCGAAGAAUGAAAAAUUCCCAACAAACAGAAAUAGAAUCCAGCUGUGAAGAAAUCAACUCUUGGCUGGAAGAAACAGAAGAGUAUUUACAUUCAACAGGUCUUAACGCAGCUUCAAUCAAUCAGAUCGAAAGUGUAGUCCAAGAAAAGCAGAAAGUAAUCGUCAAGUUGGACGAUUUAGUCAGCCAACUUUUGCAAGAGCAAGAAUUACCAGUUGAAGAGAAAGAGAUGGUUGCCAAGCUGAAACGUCGCCUCAAUAAUGUUGAGGAAAUUUUAUCAAAUUUUGCCUGCAAGGAGAAAAGUGAGCCGUACAAACAGUAUGAAGCAUCUAAAAGUGAAUUCAUCAAGUGGAUCAGUGAAGCCGAGAACCUCUUACGAUCUGAUGAAAGCAUUGUUUUGGAAAUCCCAGAAUUGAGGAAACAACUCCAGCAAAUAAAAGAUAUUCAGGAAGGUCUAGCUCAACAUGAAAACGAAUUUCGUGAAGUCAAACUUUGCGGGAACAUUUUAAUGGAAAAUGCUGGGGGAAAUGUUGCAAUUCAAGUUCAAACAGAAUUGAGUGACCUUGAAAAGAGGUGGACUGAACUCUUGGCAAACAUAGGUGAACGGGUGCAAAACAUAGAAGCUUAUAUUGUGAGGGUAGAAAAUAUGGCAAGUGACAUCAGUACAAUGGAGGCCUGGUUGGAUGAAGUGAAUUCCCUUAUUUUUGUGAACGUAGAUGAAUCUGUUGGUAAUUUGGAGGCAUCUGCCACACAUGUUCUUGAGUCAAAGGCUGUUCUAGACAACAUUGCUGAAAUGAAAGAAAAUGAGAUAAAAAUUGAGGACUCAAUGAAAAAAUUGAUGAGCGACUCUUUCAAGACUUCCUUCACUGUGAAACUGAUGGAACAAGCAUUGGCGUUGCAUGAUAGGUGGAAUAUGACAGAAUCUGCCGCUAAGCAGCACAACGAAAGAAUGGAACAGCUGCAUGAAAACAACAAAACGGUCUUAACUGGUAUUGAAGAGCUGAGUGCCUGGCUAGAUGAUCUUGAAGAAUCUUUGAGUCCAUCGAACACUGAAAUUGUCAAUGCCAAAGUGCGAUAUCAACAGCUGAAGCAGAAUAUUCAUGAUAAGUCUCAACUGUUUCGCACCAUCAAUGAUCUUGGAAACUCAAUGGUCGCAAAGUCUGAAGGAGGUGAUCUCCGCCAGAAAUUAACGCAGCUUAACACUCGAUGGAACGAGAUGACUAAUGACGUAUUUGAAAAGCACAAAGCCCUCCAAUCAGCCUCUGAACAGUAUGGUGAAUUUAGAGCUCUUGUUGCCAAAGAAAAAGAUUGGCUCGACAAGUUGGAAAAACUGCUCAUCAAAAAGUCACCUAACACAGCUGCCGAUGCUGAAGAACUCUCUGAAGAAUUGGAUGAUCUGGAAAAUUUCAUCAGGAACCACUCUGAGAACAGUAUUGCAAGAAUCCAAGAUAUCGGGCAGCAUUUAAUGAGCAAUCAAGUAGUCACGGAUAAUAUUGAAACUGAAAUAAAUAAUAUUUCUGACCGGUUCACAAGUCUCAGCAAAAAGGCCCAAGAUCGUGCCCAAGUUCUAGAAGUUUGCGUAGCAGAAGCCCAAGAAUGCGAAAGUCAUGUUAAUGUCCUGCAAAGUUGGCUCGAAAACGUCAACAUUCAGCUGACUGAACGUCUCCAAAAUGACCUGACUGCCGAUGACCUUCCUCAAGAUGUGCAACGACUGUCUGAAGAAUUCGAAGUCUACACUAAAAAACUCUUGGAGAUUGAGGAGAAAGUGUGCCUCUAUGAGGAAGCAGGGAAACAGGAAGCAUCAACAAGGCUGAAGGAGCAGCUCUCUUUAGUCAAUGAGAAGUUCAAAUCAGUCUCAGAGAAGUUUGAGCAGUUCAAGUCUCCAGAAAAGUAUGCGCUGAAGUUGCACCGAGCGUUGCGCGAGCUGCGAAGCAUUGAGGAAGCUGUUUGUCUUCUGGAAUUGACUUCUGAUGACCCGGAAGAUAUUCAGGGUCAACUCAAUCAUUGCAUGAGGUUCUACAACACACUAAGUGAUGUCAAAUCAGAGAUUGAACUGGUUCUCCAAGAAGGUCGCAAAGCUGUAGAAGAGGGUAGAACAGAGAAUCCAGAAGAGCUGACGAAACAUUUAGAUGAUUUGAAAGAUCUUUACAAUAAGCUUGGUGUACAAGUUUCGGAAUCUAAAAAUUGCCUAGAAACAGCUCUUGAACUUUCGAAAGUCUUACACGAAGAGCUACCAGCACUGCUAGCAUGGGUUCAUGGCCUCGAGCAGGAGCUAGAUCAAGUUGAAUCUACUCCUGUGUCUCAUCGAUACUUGGAUGCUGAAUACAGCUUCAUAAAGGAAACCCUCGAAGUUGAUUGCGAAAAAUGGGGUCAAGUCAAAGAUAAUGUCCGCGCCAAAUUCCGUCAGUUUUCGAGCUUGUGUUCAGAUCCAGUGUACCUGGAAGUGCUCCGCGAUAGAGUUAGCGAUUGUGUACGCAAAUGGGAUCGAAUCAAGGAGAGAUUGAUUGAAGCCAAAGAACAGUUGGAGGAGUUGACAGACACCGCUGAACCCAUCAGAACUGUCUCCAAGCCUCCGUCCAAAGGUGGGAAAUCUGUCAGGAUUGAAGAGCCUGAAUCUAGCAGAUUUUUGCCAACGAAAAAGGAUGCAAUUGGUAGACAAGAAACGAUUGCUUUAAAAAGACAAUCUUCCGAGUCAGAUUCAGAAAAUCACCCAAGGGGUGAUGGCUCACCGAAAGUCAUGAAAACUGAAACAGAGAAUAGUGAAUCGAUCAGUGUGGGUUCGAGGAAGGGUGAAAAUCGCCUAAGCGUCUAUGAAAACGUAGAAACGCAGAAUUCAGAACCGCUAACAACCAAGCUAAAAACAGAUGAUACUGAUGAAACGAAAGGAUGUCAAAUGGUCGAGGUCAAGGCAAGUGAGAUAGUCAAGUCCUCUGUUGAGCCUGUAGAGCAUGUCGUUUUACCAGAGGCAGCAACGCAUUCUAGUCCCAUGACUGUGGAAAUGGUCGAAAUUCUGGAAGACACAGAAGAGUCUGCCACGGAAACAGAUCCAGACGAAAAAGUGCCCUCGCCUGCCUUCGAGCGCAAGAUGGAUCGGAGAAGCAACCACAAAAUUCACCUUGGACCCAGUGAAACGCUCAUUAAAAGACAGAAACUGAUCUCUGACGAAGCUCUGAGAAAUAAAAAAGCUUUGUCUCUUGAUGCAGUCUCUAAAGAGACAUCAGAGAGUGAAGUUCCAAGAAAGUCACAUACUUCCUCAGAUUUUAUGGAGUGUGAUAAUGAAGGAUCAGUGAAAUUUGGCUCAGGUCCUCACAAAGUUCAGGAUCCUACAAACGGAAAUAUGAGAAGUGAGGCGGAGAUUACAAGGUCCCAGCAGUCAAGUGGCAGAAUUAGUUCUCACAGCAGUAAAAAACGUGUUGAAGGUGACGCGAAAGUGUCUAUUGAUGAUAGUGAUAGCUUCUAUGGGAGUGACAAGGAGAUAGAUGAACCGCUAAUAUUCUCAGGGGAUGAGGGGAAAACAGAUGAUCCUGAAGACAGCUCCAGCUCAGAUGAUGAGAACUUUCGGGGUACCAUCAGACACAGAUUUGAUGCAAAGGUCACCAAAAGUUCUUCUGCACCAGCCAAUGCUACCACUCAGCGAUCGUCAAACAAUGAAGAGCCCUAUGAGAAGAAACAGCGGGAAAAUCUAUCAUCAGUUGAUAGCGACAUUCGUGAGUUCAGUCUGAACACGGAUGAAAUGCUGAAGAGAAUGAACGAAAUGCUAGUCACAAUCCAGGGUCUGAAUGAUGAGCAAGAUCCUGGAAAACGAUUAGAGGUGCUGGAGAGAGAAGUAAGCAGUAUAGCCCCGGAUGCUGCCUCUCUAAUCAGUCGAGGAGAUGGCCUCGUUUUAGCGGUACACUCGAAAAAUCCUGCUCUUGGGUUGCAUCUAACCAACACGUCUCUGGAUUCAUUAAGAGCAAAGUGGAGCCAAUUAAUGUCAGAAGUUGAGUUACGAAAACUUCAAGCCCAACAAGCAGAAAAAAUGAUCAAAGAAAAGAGUGAGUUGCUUUUAGUGAUCAAAGAAUGGCUGAAGAAAAUGAACCAGGAGUUGGAAUUAGCAAAUAAUGAUGAAAACAAACUAAAACUGCUUUGCAAGGACUUCGAGUCUAAAGAGAAGGAAGUUGAUCGGUUGAAAGAAAUAAACUCAGAACUGCAAAUUCAACAAAUCAAUGAUAAACUCAUGAUCAGUGACACCAUUAAAAGCUGGGACUCCUUCCAACAAAAACUCCAGUCUUUACAUAAAAAUACAACAAUCAAAAACUUGAAGCAAAUGGAAAAAACUAAUGAAAAAGCAGAAGUGAUAUCAAAAAUAAACAGGACGAGGGAAGAAAUUUCUCAAAUUUCUCGACGAUUGAACUCUCAUUCUUUUCGCUGUUAUGACAAUCAUGCUGCACCGCAACAGGAAGCUGCGUUUAAGGCAAUAAAAGAAGAAAUCUCUAAGUGUAAACCUCAAGUCGAAGAGCUAGAUCAAGAUCAUAAGAAACUAGAUGGUUGUGGAGAGCAAGCAAAAAGAGUUGCGGCAAAACUUAAAGAUGAAUGGAGCCACUUGAAUAAGAAUUUCAGUGAUAAAUACAGGCAAUGGCAGUCUGCACACAUGGCUUGGGAAGACCUUCAACGAGAUUGCAAAGUGAUUGAAGACUGGCUCAGCGGUGCUGAAACGCAAGUGAAAAGUUGGUCAUCUCCAACUACUAAUAUACUUCUUGACAUGGGAGUAAGAGUCACUGAUCUCGAAAAGCAGCUGAUUGGCAAAAGAAGAGUAAUUAGUACAUUGAAUGAAUUACUCAGUAGUGCGGGAGUCAUUGAUGCAAAAAAUCGUCUCAGCGGUCUGCAGGAGAGAUGGCAGCAACUUUAUGAAAUUGUUUUAAAAUACAAAUCCAAGUUGUCUGUAAUGGAAAGUAGUCAACAGUGCUUAGACCAUGUAAACGCUCUUCUAGACACUAAUGCCAAUCCAUCAGAUGACACCUCUCUCUCUGUACGGCUGAGCAUGGUCAAGGCUCGAGAAGAAGAAGUAGCGCUUAAAAAGGAAGAGCUAGAAUUAGUCAAAGCUAAAGAAACAGGAGAACAAGCUCUUAACAUCGAUUCAACUUUGACUGUCUUAACUAAGGCUGGUGCUAAAUUAGCAGAACACAGAGAGUACAUUCUUUGCAAAUUGUCGUCAUUGAAGAAGCUAAUUUCAAGAAUUGACAAUGUAUCAUCAUGGGUUGCCAGCAUAAAAGCUCGCGUCUCUCUCAGUCAUAGUUUACAUGACGCAGAAAAGAAGAAAAUGCAAGAGAGCAUAUCUGCCUGUGUCAAAGACUGUGAAACGGAAGUCAAAGAAGUUUUAGAAAACGUUAUUAACUUAGAAAAAGAAUGUCAAGGUGCUAAACAACCGAUCUCAUCUCAGUUAAAGGAAAAAGUCAAGAAACUACGUGAAGACUGGAUGUUUGUCAAGAGUGGUGGAGAUCCAAAAUUCUCAUCGCCUGAGCCAAUUUACUCUUCUACCAGCAAAGAUCCGAGAUUGGCUGACGUUGGAGGAAGAGAUGUUGAAACAGCAAUCCGUCACCGUCGGUGAUGUUCCCGCAAUCCUACAAGUCCUUGACAAACAAAAGAAUGUGCUGCGCGAAUUGGAGCAGAAGAAACCGCAGCUGGAUGAGCUGGUUCACACAGCCGAAAAUCUUCGUGCUGACUCCAACCGCCAACAGCUUCAUGGCAAAGUAUUUAGGAACGAUAGUGCGUUGUUACAUCUGCGAGAGAUAAUAAAAGUGACCAAGUUGCGAGAACACUGGGAUGAGGCGAACAACGCAGUGGUGCAGAGGAAGGCGACCCUGGACGCCAUGUUGAGCGACAGCCAGCGCUACGACUCGAAGCGGCAGGAGGUAGAAGCGUGGCUCAACCGCAUGGAAACCCGGCUUGACCGCAUGCCGCCCGUCGGACACACCGCCGAUGUCCUCGACACCCAAAUCAGAGAGCAGAAGUCGUUCCACGCUGAAGUGCACCAGUACAAAAGCAACAUCGACAUACUAAGCAAGUUGACCCAGCAGUUGGUGGCCGUGUACCAGCAGGACGACACCUCCCGCGUCAAGAAAACAACAGAGCAGAUCAACAUGCGCUACAACAACCUUAAUUCAAGCAUCGUGAAGCGUGGCGAACUACUGCAUUCGGCAAUAAACUCGCUGCACAAUCUAGACAGGUCUCUAGAUAAAUUCCUGGCUUGGCUGUCCGAAACAGAAUCCGCCCUGGAGACGGUCGAAACCGAUCCGGAGAAACAGGCUACCCAUCUCAAGGAUCUUCAAGCGGAGAUCGAGAGCCACAGGGAUGUGUUCUCGAGCCUGAGCGGAAGCGGGCGGAGUCUGUUGAGCUCAUUGGGCUCCCAGGAGGAUGCGGUCAUGCUCCAGAGGAGACUCGAUGAGAUGAACCAGCGCUGGCACCACCUCAAGGCCAGGUCCAUGGCCAUCCGGAACCGGUUGGAGAGCAACGCUGAGCACUGGAACGCUCUCCUACUCUCCCUCCGUGAACUGGUUGAGUGGGUCAUCAGGAAGGAUACUGAGCUUACUGGACUUGGUCCGAUUGCAACUGACGUAAAUGCUUUACAAAAACAACAGGAUGAUUAUCGCGCUUUCAGGCGGCAACUAGAGGACAAGAGGCCGGUCGUCGAAAGCAACUUAUUCAGCGGGAAGCAGUACAUAGCUAGUGAGCCUCCGCUCUCGGAUACUAGCGAUCAGGAAUUGAGUAGAGACCAAGAUGCAGAUGGACGUGGCUACCGAAAUCCGGAGGAGCAGGCAAGAGAACUGACUCGGUGCAUUCGUCGUGAGGUUUGCAAACUCUCCGAAAAAUGGAAUGCGCUCAUCGACAGAUCGGAAAACUGGAGCAGAAAACUGGAAGACACUUUUUCGAAAUUGCGGCUUUUCCAAAAGAAUAUCGAAGACAUAUCAAAUCGUCUGAGCGCAGCGGAGGCAACAAAAAACCAAUGGCAUCCAGGUUCAGACCAUUCACAGACGCCAGAAUCAACCUUGCAGCUUAGAAAAUUUGGAGAGAAAUUGAAUAGCUUGCAGCGAAAUUUAGAAGAUAUCAACGAUCAAGCAAAAGAUUUCUCAAAUAAUGGUGUUGUUUUGGCAGCUCCAACUCUAAAUAAACUUCAUGAUCUCAACACCAGAUGGAAAUUGCUGCAAAGCACCACAGAUGAGCGCUACCACACCUUGCGAGACGGCACCAACGGGAAGGAGGAUGGUAGUCUUAUGCCUCCGAGUCAUAGUUUUCUGUCAUCAUCAGUAGAGCCUCCAUGGGAACGAGCAGUCACCGCCAGCAACGUGCCUUAUUAUAUUAAUCAUCAGUGUGAAACAACCCACUGGGAUCAUCCUAAAAUGAUAGAUUUAGUCAACUCCUUAGCCACUUUUAAUGAGGUCCGGUUUUCAGCAUACAGAACUGCCAUGAAACUUCGCACGGUUCAGAAACGCAUGUGUUUGGAUUUGCUAAGCGUGGACAGGGCAGUAGAAGUGUUCGACUCUCACGGAUUACGCGCUCAAAACGAUCGUUUGCUGUCAGUGUCGGACAUGGUCAGUAUUCUGGCCAGCAUUUACGAACUUCUAGCAGCUGAUCAUCCAUCUCGGGUCAACGUUCCUUUGUGCUUGGAUCUAGCUCUCAAUUGGUUACUUAACGUUUAUGAUAGUCAAAGGACUGGUCAAGUACGAGUGUUGUCAUUCAAAGUAGGAAUAAUACUGCUCUGCAAGGGACACUUAGAAGAUAAAUAUAAAUACUUGUUCAGAUUAAUCGCAGAUCCCAACAGGCUAGUCGAUCAGCGAAAAUUAGGUCUACUCCUACAUGACUGUAUACAACUUCCACGACAACUAGGAGAAGUAGCUGCUUUUGGUGGCUCAAACAUUGAACCAUCUGUCCGCAGCUGUUUUUUGAAAGCUGGAAAGGACGUUCCUGCUAUUGAGGCUGUUCACUUUUUGAGUUGGCUGCAAGCAGAACCUCAAAGCAUUGUUUGGUUACCUGUUUCGCAUCGUUUGGCUGCUGCAGAAACGGCAAGACAUCAGGCAAAAUGUAACAUCUGCAAAGAGUAUCCAAUCGUUGGUUUUAGGUAUCGGUGCUUAAAGUGCUUCAAUUUUGAUAUGUGUCAAAAUUGUUUCUUCUCCGGUAAAAAAGGAAAGAAUCAUAAGCUCACUCAUCCAAUGCAAGAAUAUUGCACAGCUACUACCUCUGGUGAAGAUGUGAGAGACUUCACUCGAGCUUUGCGAAAUAAAUUCAAAUCGAAGCGCUACUUCAAGAAGCACCCUCGUGUUGGGUAUCUUCCUGUUCAAACAGUAUUAGAAGGCGAUGCUCUCGAGAGUCCAGCUCCUUCACCGCACCAUUCAAACACACUUCCUUCCCAUGAUAUGCACUCUCGCCUUGAGAUGUACGCAUCGCAUUUAGCUGAAGUUGAGCUCAGAACACGAAGCAAUUCAACUCCUGACUCAGAUGACGAACAUCAGCUCAUUGCCCAGUACUGCCAAUCACUAGGUGGAGACUCAAUCCCUGUCCCAAGGUCGCCAGUUCAGGUUGUUGCUGCAAUAGACGCAGAUCAGCGUGAUGAGCUUGAGGCAAUGAUCCGUGAGCUAGAAGAGGAGAACUCAGCCCUGCAAGCGGAAUAUGAACGCCUACGAAUGUCGCGCGCACCUUCGAAGGGCACUUUGCCCGACUGUGAUAUGGCCGCUGAGGCCAAGAUGUUACGACAGCAUGAGGGAAGACUAGAGGCAAGGAUGCAGAUUCUCGAGGAUCAUAAUAGACAGCUUGAGGCUCAACUGCAAAGGCUCCGGCAACUUCUUGAUGAGCCAACUCUGCAAACUAGAUCAGUGACUGCCUCGCAGCUGGCAACAGAUUCUCCCGCUAAAAUGAAUGGCCACUACAUUGACACAUCAGGAGGUCGGUGGGUUGAGGGAGGUCGUAACAGUAUAGAUAGACCUCCGCCACCACCAGCAAUCGCCAGUCUUCAUCACAUGGCAGGACGGAUGUGAUCUGAGCAAAGUUGUCACAAAACUGGUUUCAGCAUUCGUUGAAAAUCCUGAUGCCAAAGCUCCCAGUAACGACAAAUAGACUUCUCCCAACAGCGCAUAUUAUGUUCGGCUUUAAGUCAU